Molecule: messenger RNA, 1088 nt
Organism: Punica granatum (pomegranate)
Lineage: Eukaryota; Viridiplantae; Streptophyta; Magnoliopsida; Myrtales; Lythraceae
Source: RefSeq, a predicted model, not a curated record
AUCAGAUCAGUCAAUCCAUCAAAUCAAAUCGAAGAGAGACUUUCAUAUCAAAUCAAAAUCAAAGCAACACAACACAACAACAACAUGUCAUCCUCAUCGUCUGCCUUUUCCCCGGACCCUCUCCCCUCUUCAGCUCCCACCGAUCAGCUCUGUUAUGUCCAUUGCAACUUUUGUGACACUGUCCUUGCUGUGAGUGUUCCUUGUAGCAGCUUGUUCAAGACCGUUACGGUCCGAUGCGGGCACUGCACCAAUCUUCUGUCUGUGAACAUGCGGGCCCUCCUCCUCCCGGCUCCGGCUAGCCACCAGCUUCACCUCGGCCACACUUACUUCACCCCUCAAAACCUCUUGGAGGAAAUCCGCAAUGCCCCAACAAAUAUGAUGAUCAAUCCUCCCAUUCCGAAUGAGUCAAUGAUGCAGCUCCGAGGAGGAAUUGAUGACAUCCCGAAGCCCCCAGUGGUUAACCGACCUCCAGAAAAGAGACAGAGAGUCCCAUCCGCUUACAACCGCUUCAUCAAGGACGAGAUCCAACGCAUCAAAGCAGGAAAUCCAGAUAUUAGCCAUAGGGAGGCCUUCAGCGCUGCUGCCAAGAAUUGGGCCCAUUUCCCUCACAUUCAUUUCGGACUUAUGUCUGAUCAGCCCGUGAAGAAACCCAACCUCCGCCAACAGGAAGGAGAGGACAUGCUCAACAUGAAAGAUGGGUUCUUCCCUCCCACAGCGAACGUUGGUGUCUCCCCCUACUGAUAAUAAAUAAAGUUACGUAUGUACAAACUAAAGUUGUUGCCCGUUAAUGGUAAGUUGAGUGUUCCGCUUUCCUUAUUCAACUUCUUCUCGGGGACUGGGAUGGACUGUUACUAGGGUUUUCUCGUAUGGCCUACUAUAUGUGUCGAUUUCUAAGACGGUGCUUAACACUAGCUAUAUCGGAAUGGUGGUAAUGAUGACCAGCUAGUUUAAUAUAUAACUGUACGUACUCCUGGUAAAGGGAGCUUGUCCAUGGGUCAUCUGUUCGCUUCUAUUUAUGCUGAUGAACCUAUUUGAUCUUAAACUUCAAGGUACUAAAUUUUAGUAUGCUACAAGUAUGAUCUACUCAA